GCUCAGUGACCGCCUUGCAGUGCGUGUGGGUGCUCCGCACAACUUUUCUUCUAGGGAUGCAGGUGUUCUGGUUUUGAAGCCGUUUUAUAUCAAGGUUUUUAGGAUCUGAACGCAGUAAAACAUUGUACGAAAUUAAGCAGUUUCUGCAACUGCGGCCAUUGCAGUUGUAAACAUCCAGUUUAAGUCAGUAACGCUUUUCCAGGCCUGUAUCGGCACAGUCAGAGAUACGGGUGGGAAGGAGGAGGAAAGAGAUCUGUUUGCCCCUGCUCUCUGGACGUCCAGGCUUCCCGAAAAGAGGGGAGAGGGAAGCAUUAGAAAGGACAAGCACAAAAACGGAAACUAGUGGUAAACUGGAAGGAGCAGCAGAUGUGCAAUGGACAUGGAGGGGAAGGAGAGUUAAUUUCCAAGAGAAGUGGGCUUUGAAAGAGGCUGAGGAGAAGGUUUUGUAGACCCCGAGUCACUGGAGAUUAGGCACAGAAAUAGGAAGGUGCUUUUGCGUUUGCAGAGCUUACACUAGAUCCAUAGGCUUCGUGGAAGUGGGAGGAUGUCCAAUGACGACUAAGACCAGAAAGUUUGGGGCCAGAUUAUGGAGGCUACAAGUGCCUAAAAGAUGUGCAUUUGAUAUUGUGAAUGAAGUUUUUGACUAGGGUAAUGUGGAAACACCCGUGUUUUGAAGAAGCUGCUCCUGGCUCUACAGCCACCCCAUUUUACAGGUGGAGACUGAGGCACAGCGCUGUUGAGGAACAUCCCCAAAAAGACAUAGCUGGAAAGUGGUGGAGCUGAAUGGCCUGACCGGAGGGCCAGUUCCAAAUAGGGUAUCUUUCAGAUGAAGGCAUUGAAGCUUGCACAAGUUCUCCCGACAAAGUCAAUAUAAAUGACGUCAUCCUGAUUGCUCUCAAUGCCCUGAUCAGGGAUCAAACCCACAACCUUGGUGUAUUGGGACAAUAUUCUAACCAACUGCUGAGCUUGUUCUUUUAACCAGCAAUGGACAGUGCAAUAAGAUGUGUCCAGUGUUUCUGCCUAGUGAAGUCUGUUAGACACUAGUACCCAAGGUUUAUAAUGGACUGCUCAUGAAGGUACUCCACCUAACAUGAAACCAAGUUCUAGACUCCCCUCUCCUCAAAAAAAGCAGACAGACUUGAGAACAAUUGGCAAGAAGUUCCUCCCCAGUGACAUCAAUGGUGGAAAAGUAGAAAAGCUUGAAGGCCCUUGUGUUUUGCAAAUUCAAAAAAUUCGCAAUGUUGCUGCGCCAAAGGAUAAUGAAGAGUCUCAGGCCGCACCCAGAAUGUUGCGUUUGCAGAUGACUGAUGGUCAUAUAAGUUGCACAGCGGUAGAGUACAGUUAUAUGUCAAAAAUAAGCCUGAACACACCCCCCGGAACUAAGGUAAAGCUCUCAGGAGUAGUGGACGUAAGGAACGGAUUCCUGCUCUUGAAUGACGCCAACACCACGGUUCUCGGUGGUGAAGUGGAGCAUCUCAUCGAGAAGUGGGAGUUACAGAGAAGCUUGUCAAAACACAAUAGAAGCAAUAUUGGAACGGAAGGCGGACCCCCUCCUUUUGUGCCUUUUGGACAGAAAUGUGUAUCUCAUGUCCAAAUGGAUAGCAGAGAACUUGAUCGAAGGAAGACAUUGCAAGUCACGAUGCCUGCCAAACCCGCAAACGAUAACGAUGAAUUUGAAAAGCAGAGGACUGCUGCUAUCGCAGAGGUUGCGAAGAGCAAAGAAACCAAGACGUUUGGAGGAGGUGGUGGUGGUGCUAGAAGCAACCUCAACAUCAGUGCUGCUGGUAACCGAAACAGGGAAAUUUUACAGAAAGAAAAGUCAGCAAAAUCAGAGGGGAAACAUGAAGGUGUCUACAGAGAACUGGUUGAUGAGAAGGCUCUGAAGCACAUAACAGAGAUGGGCUUUAGUAAGGAGGCAUCGAGGCAAGCCCUGAUGGAUAAUGGCAACAACUUGGAAGCAGCACUGAAUGUACUUCUUAAUAGCAAUAAACAGAAACCUGUUACAGGUCCACCUCUGAGAGGUAAAGGAAAAGGCAGAGGGCGAAUAAGAUCUGAAGAUGAAGAAGAACUGGGAAACGCAAGACCAUCAGCACCAAGCACGUUAUUUGAUUUCUUGGAGUCUAAAAUGGGGACUCUGAGUAUGGAAGAACCUAAAUCACAACCGCAGCAGCUUCAUCAGGGACAACACAGAUUGUUGAAUACUGAGCAAAAUGGAAUAAAAGAUAAUAAUCAACCAAGAUAUUUUCCUCGAAAUGAUACCAGACAACCAAGAAAUGAAAAACCUCCUCGUUUUCAACGAGACCCUCAAAAUUCAAAGUCAAUUUUAGAAGGCAGUGGAUUGCCUAGAAACAGAGGUACUGAACGACCAAGCACUUCUUCGGCAUCUGAAGUAUGGGCUGAGGAGAGAAUCAGGUGUGACAGACCAUAUUCUAGAUAUGAUAGGACUAAAGACACCUCGUACCCUUCAAGUUCUCAGCACAGUGAUGGUGCUUUUAGAAAAAGGGAGAACUCUAUGCAAAGCAGAUCAGGAAGAGGUCCGUCCUAUGGAGACACAAGAGAAAAUCCACCUCCUCAAGAAUCUGUAGAUUAUAAUAAUCAAAAACGUGGGAAAAGAGAAAACCAAACAGCAAAUCUGGAUCAUUUUUAUGACAGGAAACCACGAACAAUAAAUAAUGAAGCUUUCAGUGGUGUAAAAAUGGAAAAACAUUUCAAUGUAAAUACUGAUUACCAGAAUCCGGUCCGAACGCAUAGUUUCAUUGGUGUUCCGAAUGGAGAGACAGAAAUGCCGCCGAGGGGAAGGCGAGUGGGACCUAUCAAGCCAGCAGGACCCAUCACAGCUACACCCUAUGAUGAUAAAAUAGUUUACAAUAGUGGGCCCAAAAGAAGAUCUGGGCCGAUUAAACCAGACAAAGUAUUAGAGUCAUCUAUUCCUAUGGAGUAUGCAAAACUGUGGAAACCUGGAGAUGAAUGUUUUGCACUUUAUUGGGAAGACAAUAAGUUUUACCGAGCGGAAGUUGAAGCUCUCCAUUCUUCAGGUAUGACAGCAGUUGUUAAAUUCAUUGAUUAUGGAAACUAUGAAGAGGUGCUACUAAGCAACAUCAGGCCCAUUCAGACAGAGGCAUGGGAGGAAGAAGGAACCUACGACCAAACCCUCGAGUUCCGUCGAGGAGGUGACGGCCAACCGCGGCGGUCCACUCGGCCGACCCAGCAGUUCUACCAGCCGCCCCGGGCGCGGAACUAAUGCGAGAAGAGUCUCUAUGAAGAAAGGAGCCAUUGACGCAACAUCCUGGUCAAAACCUCUUGAUCGACCUUCUGAUUUCCCUUCAGAAUAAGAUGCAGCCAUGGUGGAUAUUAUUAUUUGGAAAAUGAAAAGACAGAUUUUAGGGAGGGGGAAAAAUACAAGUGAGCGAAUUUUUUCUUCUGCCAUCAAUAAAAUUAAUGUGCUAUUACAUACAUUAUUUUGCAGUAUGUUUUAUUUGCUGAAUGCUGUCUUUCUCCUUUAUCUG
Molossus molossus (Pallas's mastiff bat) is the source of this 3506-nucleotide messenger RNA. It is a transcript of the gene TDRD3, whose product is annotated as tudor domain containing 3. The record is from RefSeq and is a predicted model, not a curated record. Gene Ontology annotation, cellular component: nucleus. NCBI's taxonomy places the organism in Eukaryota, Metazoa, Chordata, Mammalia, Chiroptera, Molossidae. Gene Ontology annotation, molecular function: protein binding. The transcript has 15 exons. The coding region runs from base 1091 to 3241 and encodes 716 amino acids.